This is a messenger RNA of Arabidopsis lyrata subsp. lyrata, 2427 nucleotides long. Its product is annotated as GTPase-activating protein gyp7. Gene Ontology annotation, molecular function: GTPase activator activity. Bases 487 to 2103 code for a protein of 538 amino acids. The transcript has 5 exons. Gene Ontology annotation, biological process: activation of GTPase activity. The record is from RefSeq and is a predicted model, not a curated record. NCBI's taxonomy places the organism in Eukaryota, Viridiplantae, Streptophyta, Magnoliopsida, Brassicales, Brassicaceae.
AAUAUUAGCAAAAGAAACAGGACUAAAGUGUAAAUUCAAGGUUUCUGAUUAGUUCGUGGAUCCACAAGAGAGAGAGAAAGUAAAAGUCUCACCAUUACGAAGCCUCUCCAGUCGCAAUUUUUUCUGAAGAUUUUUUUCUUUUUUGGGCUCAUUCAUUAGAUUCUAAAGAGAUAGAGAAAUUACAAGUAAGCCCUCACGUUUCCACAGAGCCAAACCAAAAGUAAACGAAACGAAGAAGACGAAGCGAAGCAAGCAAGUGGUAGAAGACGAAGAAGAAGAAGAAGAAGACCAGAGACGCGGCAAUAGCUUUUUUUCAAUUUUUACUUGAUCGGUCUCAGACGAAGACGUAGUCGGAGAGUUAUUAUUGACGGCGGCGAUUGUUUGUGUUUAUACCUCGCCGGAGAUUUGAAGUUAUCGUCUACUUCAAGUAAUUGGUUGCUUGAGUAGUCGCGGUUGGUGAAAUCGUUUGAUUAGGUUUUAAUCUAGAUGAAAGCUUUGAGAAGGAUUCAAACGACGUCUUCGUCUUCUAAUCCUUCAUCGCCAUUAUCAUCUCCUCCUUCUUCAUCAUCUUCGUGGAUCCAAAUACGUUCUGCUCUCUUCGUUGUUGCUUCUUCAUCUCCUGCGUCUUGUUCUUCUGAUCGGCCUCGUCUUAAAUCACCAUGGUCUCGGAGGAGAAGGAAAAGGCCACUUAGACCUCAGCAAUGGAAGAGAUUUUUUACGCCUGACGGUAGACUGCGGAAUGGAGGAGUGGAUUUGUUGAAGAAAGUUCGGAGUAGAGGUAUUGAACCGAGCAUUCGGCUGGAGGUGUGGCCUUUCCUUCUUGGAGUGUAUGGUUUUAAUAGUUCUAAGGAAGAGAGAGUCAAUAUAAGAAACCGGAGAAGAAAGGAGUAUGAGAGACUACGUAGGCAGUGCAAACGGCUUCAAAAACACAAUAACGGGACUCGUAAGUUAAACAGGGGCAGUGAAACUAUCGAAGAUGAGUAUGAUUGGCCUCAAGUUCAAGACACUGACAGUUCAUGUUCUGAUGAAGUUGUCAGUGCCCGUGAGUCUCUCUCUAGUGAUGAAGACAUCACUGAAGAUAUUGGGUACGUGAGUGAAGUUUCAUGUACAGUUGAGAAGGAUGACGGCAGUAGUUCAAGACGAAUCACCAAUGCUACUAUCUCUACACUAAAUUCCGAGUCAUCAGAUUCAGAUUCUUCAAAUGGGAGUGAAGUGGUACAGGUCUUUCAAUCUUCUGCUACUCCGGAUGUGAAUAGUGCAUAUCCAGCCAGCUCAUCUAUCCCCCGGACAGAAGAGGAUUUUGUGACGUGGCAGCGUAUUAUUCGUCUAGAUGCUGUGCGUGCUAAUUCAGAGUGGACCCCCUAUUCUCCAUCCCAGGCAGUUAUAUCCGAGGACAGAGCAUGUCGUGCCGCUGAAGCGGUUGGGUUAAAAGAUUACAAUCACUUGGAACCAUACAAAAUAUUUCAAGCUGCACGGCUAGUUGCUGUUCUUGAAGCGUAUGCUUUAUAUGACCCUGACAUCGGGUAUUGCCAAGGAAUGAGCGAUCUUCUCUCUCCUAUACUCUCUGUAAUCCCUGAUGACCAUGAAGUCUUUUGGUGCUUCGUCGGGUUCAUGAAGAAAGCUCGUCAUAAUUUCAGACUAGACGAGGUUGGAAUCAGAAGACAACUCAACAUAGUCUCAAAGAUAAUCAAAUCUAAAGACUCUCAGCUUUAUAGGCACCUGGAGAAACUCCAAGCCGAAGACUGUUUCUUUGUAUAUAGAAUGGUGGUUGUGAUGUUCAGACGGGAACUGACACUCGAUCAGACGUUAUGUCUAUGGGAAGUGAUGUGGGCAGAUCAAGCCGCAAUCAGAGCCGGGAUGGGAAAAUCCGCAUGGAGUAGGAUAAGGCAACGUGCACCUCCCACGGAUGAUUUGGUGCUCUAUGCAAUAGCGGCCUCAGUGUUGCAAAGAAGGAAACUUAUAAUAGAAAAGUAUAACAGCAUGGAUGAGAUUUUAAGGGAGUGUCAAAGUAUGGCAGGGCAAUUAGAUGUGUGGAAGCUUCUGGAUGAUGCACAUGACCUCGUCGUUACUCUACACACCAAGAUUGAACAUUCAUUCUCAUAAAAUUUUAUCUUUUCUUCCGCGGGUUUUGAGGAUCCUGCGACUAGUCUAAAAAGGUGGAUUCCCCGGUUCCGUGGAGGCCCCAAUUGGGCCGUGAGCUCUAUCUGAAUCGUUGCCGAUACGAAAUGAGGGUAGAGAUUGGAAAGAGUGGUGAACAGAGAGGGGUGUGUAAAUUUAAUUAAAAUAAAGUGUAUGUGUGUGUGUUGUGAAAUGUGAAGAAUGUGAAAAGGUUGAGGAGGGUUUUCUAAAUUACACAGGGAAGAUUCUUUACUUGAGAAACUGGAAAAAAAUAUGCAUUUGGAAACAAAGCUGUGCCAAGUUUGUUUU